UCUGAGUCAAUCCGAGAUUCUUUUAGCUGAGCGGCGACAUCCCACUUCCGGUACGUACACACAGAGGGGCAGGUGCGCUAGGCCCACUUUGCGCAAGCUCCAGCGCUAGCCGACCGAGAAUUACCCGUAAUUCGCCUGUUUCCACAAACCCUCACCACAAAUUGAUUUCACGAGCUGUUCGGGUCGAACUUUUUCUUCUCUUCGAACUUCAGCGGACAGGUCGAUCAUCAACAAACGCCCAACGACCACACGACAAACAAUCACCAUGGCCCCCAAGUCUGGCAAGAAGGCCGCUCCGGCCCCGUUCCCUUCCGCGAAGGCCGGCAAGAAGGCUCCCAAGAACCCUCUCAUCGAGAAGCGCCCUCGCAGCUUCGGCAUCGGCGGUGACAUCCAGCCCAAGCGCAACCUUUCGCGCAUGGUGAAGUGGCCCGAGUAUGUCCUGCUCCAGCGCCAGCGCAAGAUCCUCAACCUCCGCCUGAAGGUUCCCCCGGCGAUUGCCCAGUUCCAGCACGUUCUGGACCGCAACACCGCCGCCCAGGCUUUCAAGCUCCUCAACAAGUACCGCCCUGAGUCCAAGGCCGAGAAGAAGGAGCGUCUCACCAAGGAGGCUACCGCCAUCAAGGAGGGAAAGAAGAAGGAGGACGUCAGCAAGAAGCCCUACGCUGUCAAGUACGGUCUCAACCACGUCGUUGGCCUGAUCGAGAACAAGAAGGCUUCCCUCGUCCUCAUCCCCAACGAUGUCGACCCCAUUGAGCUCGUCAUCUUCCUGCCCGCUCUCUGCCGCAAGAUGGGUGUCCCCUACGCCAUCAUCAAGGGCAAGGCUCGUCUCGGAACUGUCGUCCACAAGAAGACCGCCGCCGUCCUGGCCCUGACUGAGGUUCGCUCCGAGGACAAGUCUGAGCUCUCCAAGCUCGUCAGCGCUGUCAAGGACGGCUACCUCGCCAACUCCGAGAACGCUCGCAAGCAGUGGGGUGGUGGCAUUAUGGGUGCCAAGGCCAACAAGCGUGAGGAGAAGAAGAAGAAGGCUCUCGAGACCGCCGUUAAGGUUUAAGGUUUUGACUUGUUCAUGGAUAAGGAGUUACGAAUCUGAAUCAUUGCACUGUACGGCGUUGGAGGGGUAAAAUGGAAUACCAAUCAAUGGAUUUGCACGACACCUACUCCUACUCACCUCGUUCCUGCACAGGAUCAGUGAAUGUGAAUAGUCAAUGCUAAAGGCUGGAAUAUGACCUUGAGACUUGAGCCAUACUAUGUCUAGAUCUACUGCACAAGCCUCUGUGACCACAGUAAUGAUUUGGGACUGUGGGUAGA
Molecule: messenger RNA, 1308 nt
Organism: Truncatella angustata
Lineage: Eukaryota; Fungi; Ascomycota; Sordariomycetes; Amphisphaeriales; Sporocadaceae
Product: 60S ribosomal protein L8-B
Exons: 3
Coding region: 266-1051 (261 amino acids)
Biological process (GO): ribosome biogenesis
Cellular component (GO): ribonucleoprotein complex
Source: RefSeq, a predicted model, not a curated record